This is a messenger RNA of Uranotaenia lowii, 3024 nucleotides long. Its product is annotated as 3'-5' ssDNA/RNA exonuclease TatD-like. The record is from RefSeq and is a predicted model, not a curated record. The coding region runs from base 839 to 1750 and encodes 303 amino acids. Gene Ontology annotation, cellular component: cytosol. The transcript has 5 exons. NCBI's taxonomy places the organism in Eukaryota, Metazoa, Arthropoda, Insecta, Diptera, Culicidae. Gene Ontology annotation, molecular function: single-stranded DNA 3'-5' DNA exonuclease activity.
UGAAUUCCGACGCGGAGCAGAGCUAGACCAGACCGAACCACUGCUAGCAUUCAACCAACGCAGUUCAGUGGCUACGAGCAACGACGACAAUUAGUGAUUAGAUCGCUCAAUCUUGUGAGUUCAGCCCCAUUCAACGACCGCGAAACAAGUGUGUUGCCUUGAAACCAGGAAAAAAAAUCGAGUUAUCACAAUUUCAAAAAAACGGCGGCCCAUCCGCAAAACGCGCACAGCACAAAAUAUAAUUUUUUCGCGAACCGAUACGGAGGGAAAUAUGUUGCGUGUAUAAGUGCAACGAUCGAAAGCCAAAAAAUAAAGCAGGGAAACAAAAUCGCUCCUGGUGCAAGAACGUCGUCCAAUACUUGAGAGCUACAUGUAAGCCGCUGACAACUCUUGACACAAUCAGGCAGAAAAAAUAACGAAACCAAAGGAAAAGAAAAAGUUCCUACCCACCACAAUAAAUGGGCGAAUGCGCAAAAGUAAUAAGUGAAUUAUCGACGACGAAAUAAAAAAAAUAACGCAAAAGUAAACACACGACUCACACUUGUGGUAUUGUGGCAUCAACGACUGACGGCUAGUUAGUGGAGGUACCCAGCGAUUUUGGCCACAUUCACUGAACGCGAAUCGUUUUACGCGAAAAAUAUAUUUUGCACUAAACACUGUUGAUCUCGCUCGGAACUCACACACGUUCUACUGCUGCGGCUUGGAGAAACAACGCGCGCUCAAAACAACACAAACCCUUCUUCGUUUCACGUGGUGGUUCUCUCGGGAUUCCUCUUGUUUGUUGCCUGCCUUGUCUGGGGCACCGGUUCGCAUACGAACAACGUACAUAUAAAUAAUAAUGGCAGAUCACAACAACGAGAUGGACGAGAUGAAGCACUGCUACGAGAACCUUAUCGUGGUCGAUGUCGGCGCCAAUUUGACCAACAAAAAGUACAUCCGUGACCUGGACUCGGUGAUACAGCGGGCGAAAGAUUCUGGUGUCCAAAAAAUUAUGGUCCCAGGCACGUCGGUCAAAUCAAGCAAAGAAGCGCUCCGAUUAACGCGUAUUUAUCCGGGAAUCAUCUACUCGACGGCGGGAAUUCAUCCGCACGAUUCCAAAUCGAUCCUGGAGGAGCCGAGCACGUGGCACGAGUUCGAGGUGAUUGCCGGGGCACCGGAAUGUGUGGCCAUUGGGCCCUGUGGGCUGGACUAUCAGCGCGAUUUUAGCGAACCCUGCACCCAGAAGGAUAUCUUCGAGCGGCAGCUGAAGCUGGCCUGCGCCCUUCAGAAACCGAUUCUGAUCCACGAACGAUCUGCCCAGGACGAUGUGCUGGAAAUACUGUCGAAAUUUCAACCUACACCGCAGAUAGUAAUCAGAGGUUUCAUGGGUACAACGGAAGAAGCGCUCAAAUAUCUACAGCGAGAUUACUAUAUAUCGUUGACCGGGUAUCUUUGCAAGGACAAAUCCGAUACCGGGGUCCGCAAACUGCUCGAGGAUGGUCGUCUGCCUUUGGAGCGCCUGCUGGUGGAAACCGACUCGCCCUUCAUGUACCCUAACACCCGCGCCUCCAAACUGCCGCAGCACGUUAAAACAGGCCUCACGGAACGAUCCCUGCUGUACCUGCAUCGCUACUGUACCUUCCAGCGGAACGAGCCCUGCAGUCUGCCGGCCAUCGUCGAAAUGAUUGCCGCUUUCAUGAACAAAAAACCGGAAGACGUCGGCCUGUCGACGGCAUUCAACGCACUGAAACUUUUUGGACUGUCCCAAUGAUGACCGCGAAAUGGACGAUGAACGAAUAGAAAAUUUUACAUUCAGAAUCCAACGAAAAAAAAAAGAAACUAAAUACUAACUAACGAAAAAACGAACUAUUAUCACUAAUACUGAAGCUGUAUGUAACCCCUUGGUUCUCUUUUUAUUAUAUUAGAAACGAAACGAUUUCACUUCCUGGUAGUGACAAAACCGAUAGAUUCCUAUAAAGUAGUUGUAUUCUUUUAAAUACAUUUUAUUGCAUUGUUUCUCAUUCGGAAAUUGUUGAAUUUGUCCUAUUUAUGUCUUGCCCGAACGUAUGUAGGUAUAGUUAUGGAAGGUUAUAUACAUAGUAUUUCGAUAAGUUGAAAAAAUGAAGUUAUAUUGGUUGCUCUACUACGCGUAAUGAUUGACACGAUAUAUAGGCUGCUCAAAGAGCUACACUCUCAUCAUAGUUCUUAGACGUUAAGAUUUCGUUGCUCUUAGUUGCUAGGAAUACAAAUUUUGUAGUUUAAUGAAUAAAGGAGCAUGAAAUAUUUGAUUUAUAUAAAUUUGAUAGAAAAAACAUUAGAAUUUUAUGUUGUGUACGUGAUGUGAAAGACUGAAGUUACUGAAAAGUUAGUAAAAAAAUGAGAAUUUGUAAUAACAUAAAGCAAUGAUUAGAUGAUAAACCAAAUUGAUGAUUGACUAAGCUAAUCUAAGCGAGAUCAACUAAAACGAAAACAAACAACAAUGAUAACCUUUAAACAAUUUCUUGCUUUUCGAGGCAUGGUACACGAUUCAGGGAAGCAAAAUCUCAAUAGUUAACGUAACGAAACUUUUACUACAUUCCUUGUGACCGGCCAGUCCUCGAAAAGUGAAUCAAUUGUUGAUUGGUUGAUUGAAGUGAGAAGCUUCCGAACGUGGAAAAAUAUAAACCCACAUCAACUUUGUAGUUGGAUGCUAUUAAUCGGACGUCAGGAUUAGAACGAAACGAUUGUUCUUGAAACUUGGUAGUAUAUCUAGUAGGAUUAGGGAAUUGAAUGAGUUAAGCCCUUCAUAGUUAGUUACGCGAAACCCUUUGCAAGUGAUUGAUUUUUCGCACCAAAUUCAGUUUAUAUGUAAUCAAGAUUUUCUACUAGAGGGUUCCAAAAGCCCAGCAUAUGUAAUAUAUAUGUUACUAAGGAAGAAAGUGCCAUAAUAAAUGUAUAAUCUUGCUGUAAAGAUUCUAAUACGAAGAAAAAAAAUCAUGUGACACUCCUUAUUCAUAGUGUAAAUUAUUCUGAGAUUGUAAUAAAAACGAAUAUAUAUUUUUACAA